Saprolegnia diclina VS20 is the source of this 1342-nucleotide messenger RNA. RefSeq lists its product as hypothetical. Bases 30 to 1280 code for a protein of 416 amino acids. The record is from RefSeq and is a predicted model, not a curated record. NCBI's taxonomy places the organism in Eukaryota, Oomycota, Saprolegniomycetes, Saprolegniales, Saprolegniaceae. The transcript has a single exon. Gene Ontology annotation, molecular function: protein binding.
GCAAGAAUGAUGAUCUCACAACCCGACCGAUGCAAGAACGCAGCGUUGCAGCAGAGGUCGUUCGCCUCCGCGAGCUCGUCGCGGCCAUCGUCCAGUUCCAGCCAGGUCUCUCGCUCGACGCCAAGCGCAUCCGCGAUGUCCUCGUCCUUGAGAGCGCCGACGAUCGGCUGCCAAGCGUCUUUGCGCCGUGGUGGGCGACGCAUGGCCCCGGCGACCUUGCGCCGCUCUUCCGCUGCCAUGAGCACGCGCCGGGGCGCCUCCGCCGCUACGCCAUCGCACACAGGGACAAUCGGCUUCUCGAUGCAAUGCACGAGGCCAGCGUCCUCGACGCCUCGUUCGGCGACUGGAAGCUGGCGGCGCAGAACGGCAACGUGGCCGCGCUUGCCUUCUUUGUCGACCACGGCUACCCACUCUAUCUCGACUAUACGAUGGGACACGCUCUCUCGACGAGCCAUGUGAACAUUGUAGCGUUCCUCGUUGACCACGGUGCAGUGCUUCGAUCGCCCUCGCUCAGCGUCGCGUGUCGGGGUAGGUCGCUCGCGAUGGUAGAGUACGUGCACCGGCAAGGUCUCUGGCACCCCGUUGACGUCAGCAGCUUGGCCGUGCAAGGCGCCUUGGAUAUCAUUCAGUACCUCCACGAGCACGACAACCAAGGCUUCAACGCCGCGACGAUGGACGCCGCCGCCGCCGCCGGGCAGCUGUCCAUUGUCCGCUUUUUGCACGAGCACCGGUCUGACGGCUGCUCGGCCGCCGCGCUCACGAGCGCCGCCGCGUGCGGUCAUCUCGACGUCGUCCGCUUUCUGAAAGAGAACCGAUCGGAGGGUGACGUAGCGCGCGCUGUUGCCGCCGCCGCCGGCCGCGAGCAGUGGCCGGUUGUCAUGUACCUACUCGAUUUAGACGCUGCAACAACAGACACGCGCGCGCUCGCAGCAACGUGGUACCUGCGCUUGAACGGCUUUCGCAGCUGGUCCGAGAAGGCGCUCGUGCACGCGGUGCGCCACAUGCGCCUCGACCUCGUGGACUUUGUGCAUACGACGAGCGCAAGUGCGUCGUUCUCGCCGCUGCUUAUGGACACGGCGGCGCGGUUCGGGUGCUUCGACCUGUUUGUGUAUCUCCACCGCUUUCGAGCCGAGGGCUGCACCGAGGACGCCCGAGUCUACGCCCGAUCCCUCGGCCACACCGACAUCCUCGCGUACAUGGACCUGCACGGCCUUGGUGCCACCCAAGACGUCGACGCCGCCAUGCGCGACGCAAGAACGCAUGGGACCGAGCAGACCUGAUCCGAAGCGCUAGUCCGUGGUUCUGCCACGUAACAUAAACCACGUUCUCUUCUUGGGGUCGC